Messenger RNA from Fusarium tjaetaba, 1863 nucleotides. Its product is annotated as TOB3 (member of AAA-ATPase family). Bases 1 to 1863 code for a protein of 620 amino acids. Gene Ontology annotation, molecular function: ATP binding; ATP hydrolysis activity. The record is from RefSeq and is a predicted model, not a curated record. The transcript is spliced from 5 exons. NCBI's taxonomy places the organism in Eukaryota, Fungi, Ascomycota, Sordariomycetes, Hypocreales, Nectriaceae.
AUGACUUCUGAUCAACUAGACCCUAGUCAUGAGAAUGGCACCGAGUCAGCCUCCCAAGAGUCGAUCUGCGAAUCCAAGGUCUAUCACCAUACCAAGAACAAAGAGGGCAGAGAUCAAUGCAAAGAACAGCUUCAGGACUCUGAGCCAACCAAGAACUCCGAAGAUGACGAGGACAGCCCGUAUGCCUUGAUUGUCAGAAGACGAUUUUCAGAGAAGCGAGAAGUCGAGUCAACUACAGUAUGCAUCAACUCGCCACUGAUUCACAAAGCAUUCCAAGAUGUCAUCGGCUCUUACCCAACAGUUGCAUCAGACUUUAAGAGCUCUUUCAAGCUUGAGAGCCCAUUUCAGAUCCUUCUGCACUACUGGGACCCCCUGGAAGCCUAUCGAGAUGAGGCUGGCUCUCCUCGGAUGCGGCAACAUCUCAACUUACUCUUCCGCUUCAUGGAAGAGGAAAUGGGCCCUGAGAGACGCACCCUCCAGCAUAUGCUCCAGAAACAGAUGAUCACCUUUAAGCAAGCAUGGGUUAUCUACCGUCCCGGAGACCUUGUUGUCAGCGAAGUGCUGGGGAAGUCAUGGUUAUCACGCGUGGAGAAGGUCUCUUAUGGGACAAGUCGAAACCGCGGACCAUAUGUGACGAUUCAUAUGAAAUACUGCGACGCCAAUGAUGAUGCAAUCGGUGAAGCCCAGCGAUCUACUAGCAUCUUCCAGAGCGAUUACUUUGCGUCAGACCAUCCAGCCAAGAUCAAAAGACUUCCAGUAUAUCCAAGAAAGUUCAGUGAUCGUGGACCAGAUCUAGAAAUCGAACUUCUUGAGCGAGGCAAGAAGUUCAUCAUCAAUCGCGGGAUUCUGACAAAAGACUAUGAUGGCAUCGCAGAGUGGCUAAAAGAACCUCCACUCGACUUUUUUGAUCCUAAUAUGGCAGACUAUCCGCCCAUUUGGCUGCCAUUCACAGAAACUGGGCGUGUUGUACUUGAUCGCAAGACCUUCGAAGAAGACAACUAUAGCCACGUCACCAUGAUUGAAGAGGUUGAUGAUCCGGAACUUUUCCUCUGUCCGCCGUAUGCCUUGGGGUACUCCACCGGCCGAAAGGAGUGGUGUCGCUAUCUAGUUGAUAAUCUGAGGGAUGUGACUUGGAAGGAGAACGCAUGGUCAUCACUCAUUCUUGAUCAGGAACAAAAGCAAGUCUUGAAAGCUCUUGUCAUGUCACACAAACACCCAGAAAGAGUCAGGAGCCUGUCAGAACAAAAGGGCAAAGGACUGGUGGUUCUUUUGCAUGGAACUCCAGGAUCCGGUAAAACGCUUUCUGCAGAAACAGCAGCCGAGAUGUCAAAGAAGGCUCUUUUGUCCACAAGCAUGAGCGAGUUAAACAGAUACGAUAGGCUUAAACAGAUCCUACAGUACGCCACAACCUGGAACGCGAUCAUUUUAUUUGACGAAGCAGACGUCUUCCUCGAGAGCCGAGACAUGACUUCCAACAGCACCACUCGCAAUGCGCUCGUAGCCGUAUUUCUCAAACAUCUCGAAUAUUUCUCAGGCAUUGUCUUUCUAACUACAAACCGCCUCAGCAGUAUCGAUGCUGCGAUGAAGUCCCGCAUCCACCUGUCGCUCUCGUUCGGUCCCCCCGAGGCAGAGGUUCGUCGUCAGAUCUGGAAACAGAACCUUGAAGCUGUCCCCAUUGAUGAGACCGAGAUUGGUGGGAAGGAAUUGAGUAGUCAGGCAGCUGAAGAUCUGAUACACCAUAAGCUUAACGGACGGGAGAUUUCUAAUGCUUUGAACACGGCGAGGACUCUUGCGAGAUUUGAGGAGGUCAAGUUGAGUUUACAGCAUAUUGAGACGGUACUCAAGCUUCCAGUCGAGAAAUAG